AUGAGAACGGCUGGCAAAAUUGUAAAAGGAAAAUAUUUUGAUCGUUUCUUUCUAAUAAUUUUUGAAAACACCGAUUACGUAACGGCAGUGAAUGAUCCUUACCUAUCGGACUUGACAAAUCGUCAGGAUGGCAUUCUUCUUUCUAAUUUUUUCGCCGUUGAACAUCCAUCUGAACCUAAUUACAUAGCUCAAAUAUAUGGUUCGACACUUGGAAUAUUAGAUGAUGCCGAUUACAAUGUGACCGGCAAGAAUUUAGUCGACCUUCUUGAAGAUAAAGGAAUUUCUUGGAAAGCUUACAUGGAAAACUACCCUGGCAACUGUUAUCAGUAUUCAUUUGGUCCAAGCAAUGACUCUUACGCACGUAAGCAUAAUCCAUUUAUUUCAAUGGUGAACAUACACGAUGACCCUGUACGUUGUGCGAAAAUAGUCAAUGCUAGCCAGCUUGAUAUGGAUAUAAGUACGAAUAGUGUACCACAAUUUGCUUAUUACACACCAAAUCAGGACAAUGAUGCUCAUGAUACCAACCUCACGUUUGCAAUGACAUGGUUUAAAGGUUGGUUUGAACCAAAACUUCAAGAUCCGGCUUUUACUACCAACACAUUGUUCUUUAUUACUUUUGAUGAAUCCGAGUCAAAAGGAGAACCGAAUCAAAUUUUUAGCAGUCUUCUGGGCACUCCAGUCCAACCGAAUGUAAAUCACAAUGAUGAUACCUAUUACACACAUUUUUCGAUAGCAAAGACCAUUGAGGAAAAUUGGGAUUUGCAUGAUUUGGGAAGGAAUGAUACCACCGCAACUCCUUUUACUAAAUUUUUGAUUAGUUAG
Molecule: messenger RNA, 822 nt
Organism: Rhizophagus irregularis DAOM 181602=DAOM 197198
Lineage: Eukaryota; Fungi; Glomeromycota; Glomeromycetes; Glomerales; Glomeraceae
Biological process (GO): phospholipid catabolic process
Molecular function (GO): hydrolase activity, acting on ester bonds
Source: RefSeq, a predicted model, not a curated record